Messenger RNA from Engraulis encrasicolus (European anchovy), 4382 nucleotides. RefSeq names its product NCK associated protein 1 like (gene nckap1l). NCBI's taxonomy places the organism in Eukaryota, Metazoa, Chordata, Actinopteri, Clupeiformes, Engraulidae. Gene Ontology annotation, biological process: cell migration; cortical actin cytoskeleton organization; cell morphogenesis. The transcript is spliced from 31 exons. The record is from RefSeq and is a predicted model, not a curated record. Gene Ontology annotation, cellular component: SCAR complex. Bases 311 to 3682 code for a protein of 1123 amino acids.
AUAGAGGGCCCCCAACAGAAAGGAACUAAAAGACAAAAAUUACUAAACCACCGGAUUUUACAGGGGACACACACAUUCAAAUUGACCUGGCUCCUGUUCACAUAUGACUACAUUGACUGAGAGCCACCAGACUGGGGAUCUGCUGCCUGACAGCGCUCUAAACUGAAGGGUGGAGUCUGUCCAUCACGACAUCACGGUUGUCAUCGCUGUCCACAUCACGCCACGCUCAGUGAACCCUGCUGUUGGAGGUGAUCCCCAGGUGGCCACGGUCGGGUCGCAACCCAAACGGCAUCACAGGGCAGGAGGCAUCAUGGCGUACCAACACAAGCUGGCAGAGAAGCUCACGGUGCUGUGCGACAGGGGCCGUGGGGUGCUGGUGCGGAUGAACCACAUAAAGAAGACAUGUGCAGACCCUAAAGCCAAGCCUAGCUUCCUGACAGACAAGGCCAUGGAGUCUGCCAUUAAGCACAUCAACAAGAAAUUCCCCAACAUCGACUUCAGGGGAUCAACUCAACAGCUGAGCGGUGUGCAGAAACAGAAGUCGGCCGUGCUGGAGGUCCUGAGCAGCUACUACGACUCCUUCAUUGACGUCAUGGAGUUCAGGGACCACGUUUAUGAGUUGCUGAAUACGAUAGAUGCCUGCCAAUGCUUCUUCAAUAUUGCAAUCAACUUUGACUUCACCAAGAGCUACCUGGACCUGAUAGUGACCUACGCCUCGGUCAUCCUCAUGCUGUCCCGCGUGGACGAGAAGAAGGUCCUGGUGGGAAUGUACAACUGUGCCCACGAGAUGUCCAAUGGGACCAGUGAUCCUGCUUACCCCCGUCUUGGGCAAAUGAUUGCAGAAUAUGAUCACCCCAUGAAAAAGCUCACUGAGGAGUUUGGCCCUCACACCAAGGCGGUGACGGAGGCGCUGCUGUCUCUGCAGCUGGUGUACCCGCGCAGGAACCUGCAGGCGGAGCAGUGGAGAGGAGCCCAGCUACUCAGCCUCCUCAGCAGCCCCCCCAACAUGCUCAGCCCAGUCACCUGCGAAACGAUGUCGUGUGAGUACCUGUCCCUGGAGGUGAUGGAGAGAUGGAUCAUCUUGGGCUUCAUGCUGUGCCACAGCAGUCUGAACACCAACCAGGCGUCUCAGGAGCUGUGGAAGAUGGCGCUGCGCAGUGGCCUCUACCUCACCAUCAUCCGCGAGGAGACCAUCAACAUACACAAGUUCUCAGAGGACUUCUUCGAUGGCUUGAAAGGGUACAGCAAGCGGGUGGCAGAUAUCAAGGAGUGCAGGGAGAACGCCAUAGCCAACUGUGGAGCCAUCCACCGAGAGAAGAGAAUCUACCUGCGGCAUGCACUGAAGGAGCUUUGCAAAGUACUGGAGGAUGAGCCCAGACUGCUGGGGCCAAAGGCUCUGUUUGUGUUCAUGGCCCUGUCGUUCUCCCGUGACGAAGUGCUCUGGCUGGUCCGGCACAGCGAGAACGUCCCAAAGACCAAGACCCCCGAAGACUACGUGGACUCGCAAAUGGCAGAGUUGCUCUUCCACAUGGAGAGGCUGCAGACCCUCCUCCACCAGCAUAAGCCCAUAAUAGAUCGCUACCAUCUCCUGUACCUGUCCCAGUUUGAUGCGCUGGUGAUUAACGACACGGUCCAGGGUCUGUAUGUUUGUCCUGAGGAGGAGUCUGUCCUUAUGUCAUCGUUUGUGUCUUCCCUGUCAGCACUUAAUGUCAAACAAGUGGAGAAGGGAGAAGAAUUUGAUUUCAGGGCAAUCAGGCUGGACUGGCUUCGACUACAGGCAUACACAAGCAUAGCCAAGGCCCCCCUGUCCCUUAAGGAAUACCCCAACUUGGCCAAGAUCAUGAACAUGACGCAGUUCCACACCCGCCUGAUCGACAACAUGGACGGCCUCCUGCAGGAGACGGCCGAGCUCUCCAUCCUCUGCUACUACCCGCGUGUGUUUGAGAAGAUGUUCUUCCAGGGCAGCGAGGACGUGGCCAUGCAGCGCUACCUCAUCUCCUUCCCCGUGCUCUGCUCCCACUUCAGCCAGAGCGCGCACCCCCUGUGCCCAGAGGAGACGGAGGCCGGUGAGAAGAGGAGCCUGAAGCUGUGCGUGACCUUCCUGGAGGAGAUCGCCAAGCAGACCAGCGCCGUCGUCCUGGAGAUCUGUGCCGAGCAAUGCAAACUCAACGACCAGCUGCUGCCUAAGCACUGCGCAGAGACCAUCAGUAGGGCGCGCAACAAGAAGCAGAAGAAGCCGCCGCCCAAGAAAGGGGAGGUGCAAAAGGACAAGCCAGGCACCGAGAGCCACCGCAAAGACCGCGUCAUCAUGACCAACAUGGACAAAAUGCAUCUGACCCUCUCAGAGCUCUGCACGACCUUUACGUACUAUCCCGACUUCACAGUCUACAACCACAUCAUCAUCCCCAUCGAGUUCCUCUUCUCUCAGCUUGAGAUUCGCCUCAACAAGAUCAUCGUGCAAAUGGUCAAUUACAACCAGGCCACCCAGGAGAUCUCGAGGCCCUCGGACCUGCUGGCGGCCGUGCGCGCCUACACCACCAGCCUGCAGACGCUCAACCGCUACGUCAGCAUGGACGUGACGCGCCUUGUACGCAGCGUGCUGCUGCAGCAGACACAGCCGCUCGACUCCCGCGGCGGACAGACUUUCACCACCCUCUAUACCAACUGGUACCUGGAGAGCCUUCUUCGACAAGCCAGCAGUGCUCUCAUCCUGCACUGCCCAACAAUGCACUGUUUCAUCAACCAGACCACUGAGACGGAGCAAAGUUUCCGUGCCGAGCAGUUCUCUGACAUCUGUGAGAUGCGGGCGCUGGCUGAGCUCCUGGGACCUUAUGGGCUGAAGUUCCUCAGCGAGAACCUGAUGUGGCACAUCACCUCCCAAGUGGCCGAACUCAAGAAACUGGUCACGGAUAACAUGGAUGUCCUGAUGCAGAUAAAGUCCAGGUUUGACAAACCAGAGGAGAUGGUUGUCCUUCAGAAGAGACUGACAGGAUCUGAAAAUGUCCUGAAGAGAAUGACCAUCAUUGGGGUUAUUCUGUCUUUCCGAGCCAUGGCACAGGCUGCCCUCGAGGAUGUCAUGAAGCAGCACUGCCCUUUCCUCAUGGGGCCUAUUGCCAACCUGCGGGACUUUGUGUUCCCCGACACUGAAAUAAAGGUCACACUGGGUGUGUACGAGUUGGCGUCGGCGGCAGGCUUGCAGUGUAGCAUUGACCCGACCUUGGUGGCUGCUAUAGCUAGCAUGCGCUCAGACAACUCAUCCAAGGAGGAAGAAUGCAAGGUUGCAGGUCUUCUCCUGAUAUUCAUCGCGGUGUCCCUCCCUAUCUUGGCUCUUGACACCAAUUCCUUCUACAGCCGUGAGCAUGGAGGGCAUCAAAACAACAUCCAUUGCCUCGCUACGGCCAUCAACCAUCUGUCUGCCGCCAUGUUCACCACACUCAACGAGAACAUCCAGCAGCAUCUGAAAGAGUUUCUCUUGGUGGCGUCUUCCACGUUCCUUCAACUGGGGCAGACUGCAGAGAAAGCCGAGGUCAAAAACAGAGACUCAGUCUAUCUCCUCCUACAUCAGAUUGUGGAGGGCUCGCCGUUCCUCACGCAGGACAUGCUGGAGAACUGCUUCCCAUACGUGCUCCUGCGCAACGCCUACCGGGAGGUGUACAAGACCUUCAUUCAUACCCUCGGCUGAUCCAGGCCCAGUGUGCGCACACAAACACACAUAUUCACGAACACACAUUCAUACACACACACAAACACAGGGAAGCACAAACGCAGUAAACACUCACACACAAACACACACAUGCACGCACAUACAGUACACACACACACAUACACACACACACACACACACACACACACACACACACACACACACACACACACACACACACACACACAUUCAUAAACAGUCUCUCUCUCUUGCUCUCUUUCUCUCUCUCUCACACACACACACACACACAGACACACACUGAACAACUUUCUCUCCACGCCCACUGUCACACUAGCGCAGCAGCAGUAAAACACCUGGUGUUUGGCUAUGACACAGGCACGGAGCCGACACGGUGGGUAGGAAGGUCGUCGGUGGGGACCGUAGGAAUUCAAAUUGCCUCAAUAUCCACUCCCCAGGAACGCACUGUACCAAAACAAAUAAACAACAAACAAACAACAUGUGCCUUUUUUCCCAGGCUUCGCUCAAGACCAGACCACGGCACUCCUAGCCUGGCGAUGUUUUUCCACCAUUCCACAAACUGAUUUUACAUUUUAUAUUAACAGUAGGUCUUAUUAUACAACCGCAUAAUGAUACUGCAAAACUAUUCAAGUUCAAGCUUAUUUAUCUUAAUAAAACUAAUUCUUUACUAAUUGUGUAUGAUUUGAAUAAUAAAAACUAA